Messenger RNA from Chlorocebus sabaeus (green monkey), 1400 nucleotides. RefSeq names its product cleavage and polyadenylation specific factor 4 like (gene CPSF4L). Gene Ontology annotation, cellular component: mRNA cleavage and polyadenylation specificity factor complex. The record is from RefSeq and is a predicted model, not a curated record. Gene Ontology annotation, molecular function: metal ion binding; RNA binding. Lineage: Eukaryota; Metazoa; Chordata; Mammalia; Primates; Cercopithecidae.
CCCGUGAAGAGCUCACUCUGGGCUUGUCACUCAGGCCAGAAAAGGGGGUCAGGGGUCCCAGAGGGAGACCCCUUCCCUGAUGGGAAGCAGCAGGGAGGUGGGACGGCUCCCUCCCUCUGCACAUCCCCACCACCCCCAGCUCUGGCAGAAUAACAGCCUUGCUGCGGUUGGUUUGUGCAACUCUUUGCUAACCUGUGGCAGUGUCUUCAUGGACAAAGUAUGAGCCCAGGUUUGGUAAUGUCUGCGUGCACGCCACGUUUGUGUUUGGUAACAUGCAGAGAUAAGCAGUUUGUGGCGCUCUGCGAAUCCCUCCCUACCGGAGUGGGCCUUGUGUACACAGUGUGGGGGCGAGGGGCCCUGGGGUGCCUGCCCCUGCACUGGGUGGGCGGGGUGAGGCAGCUGGGCCCCACUCUUAUACAGCCCAGGCUGGAGAGUCGCCUGCAGUCACCUGGCCUCUGGCACCCUGGGGUGAGGCACUGGGCGCUGGCCCCUUAAGGGCCUCUGAUCAGCUAUAUCGGGCCCAGCUGCCUGGGUUCCGGCAGCUUCCGCAGCCCCAGCCGGAGAUGGAAGAUGCAAGAGGUCAUUGCGGGGCUGGAGCGGUUCACCUUCGCCUUCGAGGAGGAUGUCGAGAUGCAGAAGGGCACUGGGCUCCUGCCUUUCCCGGGCAUGGACAAGUCGGCCUCAGCUGUGUGCAACUUCUUCGCUAAAGGGCUCUGUGAGAAAGGGAAACUCUGCCCUUUCCGACAUGACCGAGGGGAGAAGAUGGUGGUGUGUAAGCACUGGCUCCGGGGGCUGUGCAAGAAGGGUGACCACUGCAAGUUCCUGCACCAGUACGACAUCACCAGGAUGCCUGAGUGCUACUUCUACUCCAAGUUCGGUGACUGCAGCAACAAGGAGUGUCCCUUCCUCCAUGUGAAGCCAGCUUUCAAGUCCCAGGACUGUCCUUGGUAUGACCAAGGCUUCUGCAAGGACGGUCCUCUGUGUAAAUACCGCCAUGUCCCCAGAAUAAUGUGUCUCAACUAUUUAGCUGGCUUCUGCCCCGAGGGACCCAAGUGCCGAUUUUCUCACCUUGCUGUAACAGCCUAAAGAGAAACUUUUCCAAAUGCCCGGAACCAGCAACAGAACGCAACAGUCAAACUUCAGCCUCACCUUUCUGUACAGCUCCCAAGAGCCUCAUUAGAGAGAAGUUGGAGGUUGUAAGUCCGGUAGGGGGUUCCAAACUCCUUAUAUGAGUUGAGCUUCUUUCCAACAAAGAAACUAUGGUUCCAAACAGAAGUCACUGUCAUUGUUUACCGAAACGUACCCCCUUCCCCAACAUCCAGUGCCGAAGGAUCCAGGGCUAAACCUCAGGAAAAGCAUAUUCUAAACAGGUGAAUUAAACAUUUCUGCAUUGAACUGCA